AUGAAAUCUAAUCAUAUUCGAUAAAAACCUAAAUCAGAGGAAGAGCGAUUUGCAUAAAGAUUAUAAUAAGUGAAAAAUACAUAUUUAAUUGGAGCAGAUGAAAAAACCUUUGCACCUCGAAUAACAGCAAAAUCGUGGAUUAUUGUAGAUUCAUAGUCUGGCGAUGUUUUGUAUUCUUUUAAUGAGAAUCAAAGGAGGGAGAUAGCAUCAAUAACAAAAAUUAUGACAUUCUAUGUUGUAUUAAAUAUAUGUCAAACGAUGAAUGUGUAGACAAAUAAUACAUAUGCUGAAGUUAGUUUGUAGGCCAGUUUAGUAGGUGGCACUACUGCAGACUUACUUAAAGGUGAUAUUGUUUCUAUUGAGGAUUUGUUUUAUGGAUUGAUGUUACCUUCAGGAAAUGAUGCGGCGAUGACAUUAGCAGAAAAUUUCGGUAUUUAUGCUAUGUAUUAAAAUAAAAUUAAAGGAAAGAAUCCUUUGAUUUAUUUUAUACAAGAAAUGAAUAACAAAGCUCGAGAAUUAAGAAUGACUCAGACCACUUAUGCUAAUCCUCAUGGUUUGAACAAUAAAAAUAAUUUAUCAUCAGCUUAUGAUGUUUCUAAGCUUUGUAAUCAAUUGUUAAAGGAUGACUUUUUUCGUCAAGUUGUAAAUACUAAAAUCCAUUUUUCAACUAUUUAAGAUGAAGAAGGUAAUCAACUUAAUAGAUUUAUAAUAAGGGUUUACAAGAGAUAUUAUAUGGGAAAAUACAAAUAAAUUAUUGUAUUAAGGAUUUAAAGGAAUAAAAACUGGCAAUACUUCUGUUGCUGGUCCUUGUCUAGCAAGUUACUAUCAAACUACUAGUAGAUCUUUUACAAUUGUUAUUUUGGGAUGCAGAAAUUAAGAAGACAGAUGGUCAGAAACUAUGUAAUUAUUGCAAUGGUGUUUGUCGCAAAUUUAAUGA
This is a messenger RNA of Paramecium sonneborni, 937 nucleotides long. The record is from the annotation of a GenBank genome assembly. NCBI's taxonomy places the organism in Eukaryota, Ciliophora, Oligohymenophorea, Peniculida, Parameciidae.